ACGCAUUCCGUGACAACUAAGAUGCUGUACUAACUACUUCCAACAUGACGUCUAGUUAUCGAAGAGACAUGAAUGCUUUGCUCUCAGCGUACCUUCAGUCUAAGUAGCUAAUUUUAUAUUAUGCCAGCGUUUUAGGAUUUCACAGGUCGCCAGUUCGAUUCACAGCCGUUCAGAGUCUCCACUUUCAAGUGUUGGGGAAGAUUAAGAUCUCGUUGACCAUGGGUACAGGCAAGAUUUGCCUUGUGGCUUUUUUGGUUUUAGCUUUGAGUGUGAAUUUUUCGUCGGCGAAGAAGGCAAAGAUCUGUGACAGGGGGUGGGAGUGCAAGGGAGAAUAUUGCUGCAAUAAGACUAUAUCUGAGGUGUUUAAUGUGGAUCAGUUUGAGUCGCUGUUUCCGAAGAGAAAUACGCCUAUUGCUCAUGCUGUGGGUUUCUGGGAUUAUCAUUCCUUCAUUACCGCGGCUGCAUUGUACGAGGGGAUAGGUUUUGGUACCACCGGAGGAAUGUUGUCACAGCAGCAGGAGCUUGCCGCUUUUUUCGGCCACAUUGCAGCUGAAACUACAUGUGGCUAUGGUGUUGCCACUGGUGGCCCAUUGGCUUGGGGCUUAUGCUAUAAAGAAGAAAUGAGCCCAGAUCAAUUCUACUGUGACCAGAGCCUCCUUUACCCAUGUGCUCCUGGGGCCAGUUACCAUGGACGUGGUGCUCUGCCAGUCUACUGGAACUAUAACUAUGGACGGAUCGGUGAAGGAAUUAAAGUUGAUUUGCUUAAUCACCCAGAAUAUUUGGCAGAGAAUGCCACAAUUGCAUUCCAAGCUGCAAUAUGGCAGUGGAUGACACCUACCAAGCCAAAACAGCCUUCAGCUCAUGAUGUGAUGGUGGGUAAAUGGGUUCCUACCAAAAAUGACACUGCCUCAUUCAGGCUUCCUGGUUUUGGAAUGACCAUCAACGUUCUAGAUGGGGGUUUAGAAUGUGGGAAAGGGGAUGUUGAGAAAAUGGACAGAAGAGUUUCACAUUACCUGCAUUUCCUUGAUUUGAUGGGUGUUGGGCAACAGAAUUCUGGUUUAAAUCUUGAUUGUGGCCAGCAGGUUCCUCUUAAUCCUGUCACAGAUUCUACAUCCUCUCGUUAGCUGGAAGUUUACGUGACUAUAUAUCUAAAGUCUAAAACUUUGUUGAUUCUAUUGAUGCUAGGGUAAAUAAAAUGGACGCCUGGCCAUUAUGUUGUAUUGUUUUAGUUCUGUGUUGCACGAUUAGGAAUAUAUGUUCAAUGAUGAAAGAAUGUCAGGGCUUUACCUUACAUUUGCAAGUGUUUGUGAAUAAGGUUUGUUGCCAAUUAUGUAAUAUAUGCCUGCAAUGUUACAGAUACUAUCUGUGCAAAAAUGUACUACCUUGAAUUUAAUGUUGAUCCAUGAUCAACAUAUUUUAUUUGUUAUUUGGUUCUAUUCCUGCAAUUGCAAAGGUCGAAAGAAUGUAUAAACAUAUAAUUCUUUA
Messenger RNA from Cryptomeria japonica (Japanese cedar), 1485 nucleotides. RefSeq names its product chitinase-like protein 1. Bases 219 to 1124 code for a protein of 301 amino acids. The record is from RefSeq and is a predicted model, not a curated record. The transcript has 4 exons. Lineage: Eukaryota; Viridiplantae; Streptophyta; Pinopsida; Cupressales; Cupressaceae. Gene Ontology annotation, biological process: cell wall macromolecule catabolic process; carbohydrate metabolic process; chitin catabolic process. Gene Ontology annotation, molecular function: chitinase activity.